AUGAAGCGCAAGGACUUCGACUUCAAGCGGCUCCAGCCCUGUGAAGAACCCUUCUACGGCAUCAUCCCCAGCAAAGGGUCCUACCCGAUUGGCCGAGUUGUUUUGCCUGUCACAUUUUGCACACAGGCUAACUACCGUACAGAAUACCUCACAUUUGAGGUGGCGAACUUCAAGACUUCCGACAAUUCCAUCCUUGAUAGGCCCAUGCUGGCGAGGUUUAUGGCAAUCCCGUACCACACCUACCUCGUUCUCAAGAUGUUAGCUCCAAGUGGAGUCCUCUCCGUCUACGGUGAUGUUGAGACAUCAUACAAGUGUAACACCGAGGCAGUUUAG
Molecule: messenger RNA, 333 nt
Organism: Setaria italica (foxtail millet)
Lineage: Eukaryota; Viridiplantae; Streptophyta; Magnoliopsida; Poales; Poaceae
Exons: 1
Coding region: 1-333 (110 amino acids)
Source: RefSeq, a predicted model, not a curated record